Aspergillus clavatus NRRL 1 is the source of this 648-nucleotide messenger RNA. RefSeq names its product bZIP transcription factor. NCBI's taxonomy places the organism in Eukaryota, Fungi, Ascomycota, Eurotiomycetes, Eurotiales, Aspergillaceae. Bases 1 to 648 code for a protein of 215 amino acids. Gene Ontology annotation, cellular component: RNA polymerase II transcription regulator complex. Gene Ontology annotation, molecular function: transcription cis-regulatory region binding; DNA-binding transcription activator activity, RNA polymerase II-specific. The record is from RefSeq and is a predicted model, not a curated record. The transcript has 2 exons.
AUGCCGCGCACCAAUGAACCAAGUGACAAGCCCCAUGACGUCUCAGCCGCCAGUUUUGCGCUUCCACAAUGGCCCGAAGUGCCCCAUAGUCCCACCCUGAUGCUUGGAGACCAUUCCAGCGGGGAUGAACAUUAUAAAUGCCUAGACAACCUGCUUGACAUGCCACGUCUUCGUACACCCCCGGCCGGGUCCACGACUCCGCCUGCGAAAGAAUCAACCCCGGAAGAGAAAUCCAAUGUAAGCAUUGUCCCCUCUGUCCCGAGUACAGGACCUUCCAAGCUGAACUGUCGGUACCAGAAACGACGAGAGCAAAACCGAAACGCGCAGCGUGCGUACCGAGAGCGCAAGGGGAAAUACAUCCGUGAUCUCCUCCAGCUCGUCGAUGAGAUGAAUGAGAGCCACAGCAACCUGUGGAAUGCCUACAAAACCCUACAACAGGAGGCCGUGCGUCUACAGGGCCAGGUACAAGACCUGAAAGGCCAGCUCGAGCUCUGGAACAAGGCGCAGGUGGUGAUGGUCAAGUUCCCGGGUCAAGCUGCACCUCCGGCUCCCUUGACCGCUCCCCAAGACCUGCUGGCUGGUUCCCAUGAUCUGGCCCAGGUCUUGGAUAUACUGCCAAAUCUUGAAUCAGCGUAUCCGGCGAUAUGA